UUAUUGAUAAACAAACCACAUAAAACCACAAUCGGUCUUUCGGUUUGUGAUUGUUGUGACGGAUAGACGUGUUGGGUACACUGCAACAACGUCGACGUAAAUAAAACACAAAAGACAAUUUUAUAUCACAAAGCUGUCGAAUAAAUUCAAGAAACAUGGCAGGCAGAGACAGUGCAACGAAUCAGAUGGAAAACAACAAGAAGUUGUUGGACAAGAUGGAGCGUCUUACGACAUCCACCGGUAUGCCCAUUGACAACAAGCAGGCAACAAUGACCGCAGGACCACGAGGUCCGGUACUUAUGCAAGACUUUGUAUUCAGUGAUGAGAUGGCUCACUUUGGAAGAGAAAGGAUUCCGGAACGCGUAGUCCACGCUAAGGGAGCAGGUGCAUUUGGUUACUUUGAGGUGACCCAUGACAUCACUAAGUACACAAAAGCCUGUGUCUUUGAGUCCAUUGGAAAGAAGACUCCUGUUGCUGUCCGCUUCUCAACAGUCGGUGGUGAGUCUGGGUCGGCUGACACAGCUCGUGACCCUCGUGGCUUUGCCAUUAAGUUCUACAGUGAAGAUGGCAACUGGGAUCUCGUGGGUAAUAACACCCCAAUCUUCUUCAUGAGAGAUCCUAUCUUCUUCCCAAGCUUUAUUCAUACACAGAAGAGGAAUCCAGUCACUCAUCUCAAGGACCCUGAUAUGUUCUGGGAUUUCAUCACACUACGCCCUGAAUCUACUCAUCAAGUAAGCUUCCUCUUUAGUGAGCGUGGAACCCCCGAUGGUUACCGUCAUAUGAAUGGUUACGGCAGUCACACCUUUAAGCUUGUCAAUAAGGAGGGAGAAGGAGUGUACUGCAAAUUCCACUUCAAAUGCGACCAAGGAAUCCGUAACUUAACCGCCUCACAGGCAGACUCAAUUGCAUCCAGUGACCCAGACCAUUCCAUCCGUGACCUUCACAAUGCCAUCGCUACCAACAACUUUCCAUCUUGGAGCCUGAAGAUUCAGGUCAUGACCUUUGAGCAGGCAGAGAAACACAGAGAUAAUCCAUUUGACUUGACUAAGGUGUGGUCCCAGAAGGAGUUCCCACUCAUCCCUGUUGGCAAGAUGGUUCUCAACCUCAACCCCAGGAACUACUUCGCUGAGGUGGAGCAGAUUGCCUUUGCCCCAGCUCACAUGAUCCCAGGCAUUGAGCCCUCUCCUGACAAGAUGUUGCAGGGACGUCUGUUCUCCUACCCAGAUACCCAUCGUCAUCGUCUUGGAACCAACUACCUUCAGAUUCCUGUCAACUGCCCGUACAAAGCCAAGACUCGUAACUACCAACGUGAUGGGCCACAGUGCGUCACUGACAACCAGACUGGAGCACCCAACUACUACCCAAACAGCUUCAACGGCCCCACGGAUGACAUGAAGUAUGCUCAACAGACCUUCAGCACCAGCGGUGAUGUGGCUCGCUACAACACCAAAGAUGAUGACAACUUCACCCAGCCAGGAAACUUCUGGAGGAAUGUUCUCUCUCCAAGUGAACAGAAUGCCUUAGUCUCCAACAUGGCCGGUCACCUGAAGGGUGCUCAAGACUUCCUUCAGAAGAGAGCGGUUGAGAAUUGGUCUCAGUGCGACAAGGAAUGGGGACGCCGCCUGCAAGCUGCGCUGGAUGAAUACAAGGCAGCAGCCGGUAAAGCUGCUGUUGCGAAAAUGUAGAGUGAAUGUUCCCCCUAGUGCAUCUGCUCUUCAUCAUCAAGAUGCAAGACUUCCAUCUGAAAAUGGAGCUGAGAGGUCAGUUCUCAACCUGACAUUGAUAACAAGUCUGAUGACACCCUAGCUUUAUCAAAUAUUGAUUUCCAUAAUGUUAAAAGGAUGUCCAGUUUGAAUUUUCAAGUAAUUGCAAUUUUUCCAUUUUUAUAAGUGAAGUUCUUUGAAGGAUCUAAUUUUAGCAAUGCACUUGAGGCAGACGUAAUGAAAGUUUUUGUCGCUGUAUAUGGCACUACAGGUACGUGCCCCCCCCCCCCCCCCCCGUUUUGUCUGUCUUUCAUUUUUGUUUGUUCUUUACGUUUGUUCUUUACGUUAGAUUUUGCCUAUGCAUAUAUGUAGAACACCUAGCGAAAUGUGGAGACGGCUAUAAAGUGACAUUUUGAUUGUAUAUGAAACAUGGAGAAGUCAUUUUGAGGGUUAUUUGUGAUCUGCUACAAUUUUAUUUUUAUGCCAUAAAUCCAAAAGGUGCCUUUCCUGCUGAAUCAGAAAGUAAACAUCAGCAGUUUUUGUUUUAAAUUAACUGUAAUUUGUAAAUGUAAUUGAGUUUAUGAAAGCAAGAUUGUUUUCAUAAUACGAGUGACAGUUAUAUAAUUAUAUCCCAUCAUAGAAUGGUCUGUAACAAUCUUUUGAUAGAAAAAUAUACUAAAAUUAUAUCUUACUUUUUAAAUAUCAUAGUAAUUAUUAAAUAAUAACAGCAGUACCUCAAUCUAAAAUAAAGUUAUGAUCAAACUAUUUCGUCAAUAUUGAGAAAAUACACCAGAACAUCAAUAUCAGAAAUGUAUCUUGCACAAUCAUGAAGCAAUUGAAGUCGAAAAAAAAAGAGUCUUUAUGAAUUAGUCUUUUAGUUUAUAUUUUGGUUUAUAUUUCGGUUUGGUAUUCAAAUUUAUAUAACCAGUUUGAGAUUAUUGAGGUAGGAUGAUUGGUGAUUGGUGCAGCACUGCAAUUAUUCUGGUAAAGGUACAUAUUUGUAGCAUUUACUCAGUUUUAAACAUUGGUUUAAAGGUGGUUGGGGUACCAAAAUAAGUUAAAAUACAGACGAUGCUCUCACAAGUUACAUAAUGGUCUAUGCACAAUCAACACCAAGAUGAAUGAACUAGGAAAUGGAUAAGCCCCGUGCCAUGGCUGUACAUUUAUACCAAACCCAUCAAGUUCAAGUAGAAACCGUGCUGUUGAUUGUGGAGGGUUUUAAGUACCAAGCAGAAUAAUCAAGAUCAUCAGAAAAGAUCUCCUUUUUUAAGUUGUUUUGUUAGCUCCAAGGAAAUAAAACAGUCUUGAUAUUGCAGGAAAAAUUAACCCGUUAUUUUAAUGUAGUAUAGUUGUUAAUCAUUCCAACUGUGUGAUAAAAUAAAAUUUAUCAUAUUAUACUUUUCA
This is a messenger RNA of Asterias rubens (European starfish), 3107 nucleotides long. RefSeq names its product catalase-like. The transcript is spliced from 12 exons. Gene Ontology annotation, molecular function: catalase activity; heme binding. Gene Ontology annotation, biological process: hydrogen peroxide catabolic process; response to hydrogen peroxide. Gene Ontology annotation, cellular component: mitochondrion; cytoplasm; peroxisome. NCBI's taxonomy places the organism in Eukaryota, Metazoa, Echinodermata, Asteroidea, Forcipulatida, Asteriidae. Bases 156 to 1685 code for a protein of 509 amino acids. The record is from RefSeq and is a predicted model, not a curated record.